CUGAAAGAAUGUAAGAUCAUGAAAGGCCUUCCACAAACUGCCGUGUGCAACCUGAACAUCACGCUUCCCGCAGUGAAAAAGGAAACGGAGUCAGAUGCCGAGGAUGAGACUGAAAAGCCAGAUCGACAACGUCAUACCUUUGCAUCCCUAGCCUUACGUAAGCGCUACAGCUAUCUGGCCGAGCCUGCACUGACAGUUGAACGAAGCGCAGCAACAAGAGCAUUGCCUGCUGGUUACCCUCACAAACCUAUCUUUCCAACCAGACCUUGCCCACCAUGGUCGACUGCUCCUAUUACCGUCCCUGGCCAAACAAGGCCCGUCGGAAUGGGGGGUGCCCUCAUCUCUACCGAUUCACCGGCAGCCUCACCAGCUGCUUCUCCACUAAAAUCUACUUGGCCCCUCUCAGCCCCAUCAGCUGCAUGUCCCACAACUAUAAAAGUUCCACCAGCACUUGCCCUGUCAUCCCCAGUCAAAUCUGCCAGUGACAUAGCGUCCUCAUCCCCCAUCCGUUCUUACAGGACUAUGCCCUCACCCAUUAAAACUGUAGUCCAGCAGGGUCAGUACCCUGUCCAGGGAUCUACCAGCCUUGUGUCCUCUGGAAGUCCAUGCAAACCUGCCACUGAUCCAGCUUCUAUCAAAAGUCUUGCUUCAGCAUAUACAUCAAGGACUUCUCCACUUCACUCAAUGCCCAAUGGUUAUAUACCAGAAAGGUCUCCAGCUCCUGUUCCUUCUACAGCAUCACCAAAGACAUCGUACAGCAUGUACAGUUCUAAUCUACCUUUUAAAACUGCCCUUGGGUCCACAGUUGUGACAGAUGCAGGGGCGCAUACCCUGUCUUCUGUUAAAAGCAUCUCCAGUCUGUCCUCUUUGAAAACUUCUGUAGACUCAACACUCUCAUCCCGUGGAGGGAGGACAUCCAUCUCAUCUCUCUCUUCCGGUGGCCAAACAACCAUUGCUUCUUCAGAAUUGUCCAUGAUGAAUGGAUCUGUCUCACCUGUAAAAUAUCCAUCCUCUUCGUCCACUCCAUCCUCCCCUUCUUCACGCCUUAUUUCAGAGAGAAGUAGCAGCCUUCAAGAGAGGAUCCUGGCCACCACCCAGGCAGCAACCUCUGGUGUCAGUGCAGCCAUAAAUGAGGCUAUAGACUCGUACUCUGUCUCAGGCUAUGGCACUCUUAAGUCACUGUCGUCCUCGCGUAGAUCUGCAACAGCAAGCUCUGCUUAUGGUUCUCUGAGAUCUGUAGCUGCCUCCCCAAACACGGCAUUGUCUAAUACAAUGACUGUGCCUGUCUAUUCACUGGUUAAUGUCAUCCCAGAGACCCCUGCCAAACCAGGACCUGGGUCUCUUAAGAUGGCUCUUCCCGACUCCUCUCGCACCUCAUCAUCUCCAUCUUCCUCUUUGUCUUCCUGUAUUACUACAACAAAAAUAAAUUCCCAGUUAAAAUCCCCUCCAUUUAUUACACCACCCAUUAUCCACCCGACUGCAGCUUCUAACCAGGAGAUAUUGAAAGAUGUAGCAGACAUGAAACAAGAUCUGAUUAGGAUGACAGCUAUUCUGCAGACAGACACACAGACUGCAGCUAAAACUGUCCAAACCUCACAUACUGGCACUCCCAAAGAGACUAAGUUAGAGGAAGAGGAGCCAUAUACUCUAGUGGAGAAAGUAAAAGAAGAUUUAGUCAAAGUCAGUGAGAUAUUACAGAAAGAUAUCAUUGGUGAAGCUAAAGAAAGAGCCUCAGAGGACGAAUGGGAAGAAUUUUCCAAAGAUGAGAUUGAAGAGGCACAAAGAAGUGCCAUCUCAGACUAUUACCCUCCUUUUGACGAACACACACUUUUACUUAAGCACCAGUCAAGCAAAGAGUUAGACUUGGCUAAAGUAGUAGACUUUUUAACAAAUGAUAUCGGUGCUAGCUCUCUCUCAAAAAUGGCAGAGCUGAAAUGUAAGUAUGAGGAAGAGGCAAAAAGAGAUGGGGAAGAGAAACAGAAACGUGUUCUCAAGCCAUCCAUGUCAAUACAGGAGCACAAACUCAAAAUGCCUCCGCCAGUUUCAGGCAUGCUCAGAUCUCCCUCAGAGAAGGACCUAAGCAAACUUGCUGAGUCAUAUCAAGGGCCGGACACUAUAUUGGAAUCGCCAGAGGAUCUGUCUCAUGAGCAGGAUAAGAGUCCUCUGUCAGACAGUGGGUUUGAGACCAGGAGUGAAAAGACACCCUCUGCUCCCCAAAGUGCAGAGAGCACAGGACCUAAGCCUUUAUUCACAGAUUCCCCUAUCCCCCCCUGCGUAACAGAGACCAGGACUGAAGUAGUCCAUAUUAGGAGCUAUGAGCAGCCUGACGAGCUUUGUGAGCCUGGACUAAUGGAAGAGGCUGCAACUGCUCUCCCUGCCAUAGAACCACCUGAAGCAAUUUCAGCAAGCUCCAGCAAAGCCCUACAGAUGAAAAUGCCCGAAGAUGACUCAAUGAAAAGCAUGUGUCUUAAAGAGGAAACCCACAUUACUACUACUACCAGAAUGGUCUAUCAUAAGCCCCAACUGACUGAUGGUGCAGAGAUGUUAGAGGAGGCAAUGUCAGUUAGAGAUAUCAUGAAAGCUUUCCAGUCAGGUAGGGAUCCAUCUAAAGAUUUCGCAGGCCUUUUUGAACACAAAGCUAGCCAGGAUUCUGUCAAAGGUGAUGAGCUCACUCCUAGAUUUCUUGACAGAGAUGUUAAAUCCAAACCCAAAGUUGAAAGGAUAAUUGAGGUUCAUAUUGAGAAGGGCCACAGCACUGCAGAACCGACUGAGGUCAUUAUCAGGGAAACCAAGAAACACCCCGAGCUUUAUGUUUACAAAGGUGAUCGGGGGAUAAAGGAACUGACUGAUUAUGAUGAAGCCCAACAAGAAGAAGAGGAGCUUGCUGUUGAAGAAUCCCUGCCCACCUUUCUGGAAACAUCUCGUGUUAAUACUCCGGUGUCACAGGAAGAAGACAGUCGUCCGAGUUCUGCUCAACUCAUAGCAGAUGAUUCAUAUAAAGCACUUAAAUUUUUGAGCCAGCAGUCCAUAGAAUACUGUGAUGAUGAGCUAUCAGAGAUCCGAGGCGAGUCGUACAGGUUUGCUGAGAAAAUGCUUCUCUCUGAAAAACUUGAUGCGGCAUCACUGAGCCACUCUGACACAGAGGAUUCAGCACUGUUUUGUGACAAAAUCCGCCACCUGGGUACUGAAGAAAGUAGUAGCCGUAGCACUGAGGGUGCAAGUCAACAGCAAGGAAGCCCCAAAAGAGAGUUUGUCUCAAAGUCAUCAAAAGAUGGGUCUCCUAAAUCUGCUAAAUUCCUGCACAGGGAUGAUCCAUCUCAGUUUGAUAAGGUAACAGUGCUCCAUUACUCCACAGAACAGGGCAGCCCUAAACAUGCAGUUUGGAUGCGUUUUACAGAGGAUAAACAUGACAGGAGCAGGGAUAAGUUAAUUUAUGAGGAUAGGGUGGACCAAACUGUAAAGGAAGCUGAAGAAAAACUCAGUGAGGUCUCACAGUUCUUCCGUGAUAAAACGGAAAAGCUCAAUGAUGAGCUUCAGUCUCCUGAGAAAAAACCUAUAAAGCGAGAGCUCAAGGAUCCCAGGUCCUGGCCUAGCUCACCCAGCAGCAGCCCAGAGAAAACCCAGCAGAAACCCAAAGCAGAAGAGGUGUUCAGUAAAAGCAAACUCAGGGAGCCUUCAGUUGGUAAAAUGUUUGGCAGCACCACAGCAGCUGAAAAGAAAAGCUCUAGUCUACCAAGCAGCCCACAGAAAACUGUUCUCUCUCAUACUAGUGAGGAUAAAAUCAAACAACAGACAAAGUCCUGUGUGUCUGAACCCUCCUCUCCUGCUCAUGUAAAAUCAACAUCCAAAGUGAGUGAAGUGAGAAAGAAGUUUGAAUUGGAGGCUCAAAAAGUUAGUCAAAGUCAGUCUAGUCCAGCCAAAAUUCCUCCUCCAGUACAGCCAAAACCGUCAAUAAAGAAAUUGCAGGAGAGCAAACUUCCCGUUUAUCAGUUUUUUGCAGGAGGAAAAGUGUCAAAAGCAUCUGAAACUUCAGAAGAAGUAAGCCCAAAAAAGGAUGCUGAGAAGGACAAAAAUGGAAGUAAACCUGGUUUGAUAUCAGCAUGCCCAAAAGUCCCCAAACUAGACAAGCCACCUAACAAAAACAUCCCAGAUGCCUCUGUACAAAUCAGUGAAACAAAGACAGACAAAGUAAGCACUAAAGGGAAGGAUAGGCCAUCCAGUGCAACUCAGCCAACUAAAGAAAGCAAUAAAAGUCAGAAAGCUCAAUCACCUAUAAAUCCUGACAGUGCUAAAAUUCCAGAAAAAGCCACUGACAGUAAAAAAUACCAACAAGUUACAAAAAGUGAAAGUGCUUCCAAAGAAAUUAUAACUGAGCUAUUCAAAAAGGAUGCAGAGGAAACACUAAAUAAAAAUCUUAGAAAAAAGACAGAAUCUCAAAUUCCUGUUAGAAAUACAUCCCUCUCUUUAGAUAAUGACCUCACUAAGAAACCAACAAUAACUAGACCCUCACAGAUACCAACACUACCUAAAACCAAAGUACAAAGUCAUGAGACAGUCCCAGCCAAAACAGAUCUAACCUUUGAAAUUCUUGAUAAUGCACCCAAAGAUUCAAAUUCCAAUAACCUUCCUAGCCCCAGAGAAAUGUUGGAGAAAGCCAUUACACCUCCAGCUGCUACAACAACCAGAGAGAACUUCAAGGGCAUAAAAACAUUACCUGUUUAUGUUGGCGUUCAGGUGGGUAGACAGGCAGAGAGGGAAGCUAAAGGAGCACUGUACAAUGUCAAACAAAAAUCAAACUUAGCUCUAAGCCCCAUAAGCCCAGAUGAUGACACGCUAGAGCAGGUUUCUUUCUUUGACAGCUCGGGAAAAAGUCCCAUUACACCAGAGACUCCCAGCUCGGAGGAGGUCAGCUAUGAUCUCACAUGCAGGACCCCUGAUGGCUUUAUGGGAUUCUUGCCAGGGAAACCAAGCCCCAUCAUGGAGGUAUCUGAGGAAUCAGAGGGAGAUGACCAGGGCAAGGUUUUCUCUUUUAAAGAGGCCCUACCAGAAAGUAAAACCAGCAUUUACUCUACCCAAGCAGACAUAGCUAAUGCCAAUAAGGAAGAAAUAAAAACUGAUAAUCAACACGAGUUGAGCGUCAGCAAUUUAAACCAACAUGAAAGAGUCACUGGCAUGCAUGACGAAAUAACAGGACAGGAGAAGCAACAAGCAUCAAAAGACAAAGGUAUUGCAUAUAUUGAGUUCCCUCCCCCUCCUCCUCUGGACUCAAGUUCAGAAAUGUCAGACCCAGAGAGAAAAGGUUCCUGUGCUUCUUCCGAGACCGAGACGGAAAUGAUGGAGGUGAAUUUGCAGGAAGAACAUGACAAGCAUUUCCUGGUCGAGCCAAUUAUACGAAUACAGCCCCCAUCCCCAGUGCCCCCUGAGGCAGAUGACAGUCAGUCAAAUGCUGAUGAAGAGGAUGAUGAAUCAAUCUUCCAACCCAUUCCUUGCAAGAAAUUCACUUCUAAAGUUUCUGAAGAGGAGGACAAAAAGAAAGAGAAGGAAAAGGCAUCCAAAUCAAAAAAACAUGACAAAAAUGGAAAUGGGCCCAAUGGUGGCACCAAUGGCACUAAUGGUUCUAGUAAUGGUUCAAAAGUUUCAAAUGGCAAAGGAGAGGACUAUGAAUGUGAACAAAAUGGAAAUGACCAGUCAAUUACAGACUGUUCAAUUGCUACCACGGCUGAAUUUUCCCAUGACACUGAUGCGACAGAAAUAGACUCCCUCGAUGGAUAUGAACUCCAAGAUGAGGAUGAUGGCCUGUGCGAGCAGGCAGACUUACGGCUGUUUGGUCUUCCAGACAGCCGGAGAGAUGUCUGGGCAACAGAUACAUUUAGGUCCUCUGAUCGCUCUUUUCCCCAGACUAAACUGGAGGUUAUUGAAGAGGAAAAAACCCCAGAGGAAUGUCAAAAGGAUAUUUUUGUUAAAGAGAUACCCUCAAAUGGUGAAAAGACUGAUGGUGUUAGUAAAGAUGGAGCUAAAAUUCAGGAACAAAAACAUUCAGACAAAGAGGGGUUUUCAGACACUUACUUUAGUUAUAAGAUAGAAGAGGAGUUUAAUUCUCCUUUUAAGACUGUUGCCACCAAAGGGCUGGACUUUGACCCUUGGCCCAGUAAAGGUGGAGAAGAAGUCGUUGAUAUGGGAGGGACACGGGGAAACAAUGGUGAGCCUAAGCCUUUUGGACUGGCAGUCGACGACCAGUCCCAGGCCACAACACCAGACACUACCCCAGCCCGAACUCCAACGGAUGAUAGCACGCCGACGAGCGAGCCAAAUCCAUUCCCCUUCCAUGAAGGGAAGAUGUUUGAGAUGACACGCAGUGGUGCGAUUGACAUGAGCAAGAGGGACAUGGUGGAGGAGAGGCUCCAGUUUUUUCAGAUUGGCCCUCACAGUCCCUGUGAGAGAACAGACCUCCGCAUGGCGAUAGUAGCUGACCACCUUGGACUCAGUUGGACUGAGCUGGCCAGGGAGCUGGAUUUCUCUGUGGAUGAGAUCAACUUGAUCAGAGUGGAAAACCCCAAUUCCCUGACGGCACAGAGCUUCAUGCUCCUAAAGAAAUGGGUGCACAGGGACGGUAAAAAUGCCACAACGGAUGCUUUAACCGCGGUGCUGACUAAGAUCAAUCGGUUGGAUAUUGUGACUUUGCUGGAAGGGCCCAUAUUUGACUACGGUAACAUUUCAGGCACACGCUGCUUUGCCGAUGAUAACGCAGUAUUCCCGGAUCAGUCCGAUGGCUACGACAAUAUAGAUCUGGAGCUCCAAACCCCCUCAGACCUCAACUACGUGCCCCCAACCCCACUGCGCUCAGACGACUUCUUUAGCGAGGGCGAUCCUUUAGUAGAGUCCCAUAACAAGUCCAUGCUUGCUAGACCUAGCGACCUCUCUCUCACUCAGACCACCAGCACCUCCAGCAGCGACCCCCUCACAGUGGCCCCGGGUCCAGGCUCCACUGCCACAGAGCUACCCAUUGCUGGGCCUGAAGAUGCAGAAACUGAGAUGUUUACUGAAGAAAAAACAGGAUUGGUGUGUGUAGAGAGGCCAGAUAAUGACAGACGGUUGGUAGAGCAAUCAGGAAAGGAGACAGAAGAAGUAAAAGCAGGAGACCAUCUUGUUUUGGAGAGUCAGGGAGGGGCCGUAAAAGAGAAGGCUACCACAGACACUGGUCUUGGAAAUGGAGUGGAGGAAGAAGAGGAGGAGGAAAUGACGCAGGAGAGGUUGCAGAGUCUGCUGGAGGAUAUAAAGCUGGAAGAGGGCAUGGAGGAAGAGGAGGUGUCAGAGGAGCUUGUGAAUGCCAUCCUUGAACAAGUACGGAAAGCAGAAAAAGACAUUUAUUCAGUUCCAGGCAGGAGCAGUGAGACGUCUGGCGCAAUCGGGGAGUCAGCAGCCCCUGGCCCCAGCCCAGGCUCUGAGAAGGGCAGCCCCGACAGUCUAGCUGAUUCGCUAGAGGAGCCUCAGGUUCAGACCAACAAACAGAAUGGAGGUCAGACUGAAGCAGCCAGGGAAGGGAUGGAAAAGGUGCCCAGGAGGAAGGAAUCCCAGGAGGACAGCAGCACAGCGGGACCAAGCAGAGGAGACAAGGACGGAGGCAACAGGUCCCAGCACAAAGUCCAGGAGAGUGUUAGAGAGAAGGAGUCCGACUCCGAUGAGGAGACCACUGUCACUACCAGGGUGAUACGCAGACGGGUUGUACUCAAGGGAGAGGAGGCCAGAAACAUUCCUGGAGAUUCUGUGACAGAGGAGCAGUUCAUAGAUGAAGAUGGGAAUCUGGUCACCAGAAAAGUGAUCAGAAAGGUUGUACGCAGAGUGUUCAGCUCAGAGGAAAGGAGGCAAAGUGAAGGCGAAUUUAUUGCAGCAGAAGAACCUGCUGCUGCUGGUGGGGGAGGUGUUGGUGGUGGUGUAGCCUCAGGUGGAGCUGACACUGCUUCUUCAUCAGGAGCGGCAGCAAGAGCCACGGGGGGGAAGGGCAAGAAGAAGGGGAAGCGCUCCCGACACGGCCACAAGGAGGAGCCUCAAAGAGUGAAAGCUGAGCCUGGAGACGGUGCCAACAAGAAACCAGGGAGGAAGAGUCAUUCUUAACAGUAGAGCUCUCAACUACAACUGGUCCAUGGACCCCCACACAUGACCCUGGGAGGAAAAACAGACCGGAGCCAAUGAAACCGGGAGCCAACACGUGUCUGAAGCUUUCGCUUUACAACGCAUGGUUUUCAGCAAGACAACACGUUACUUUUCUUUGAUUUCGCAUGAGCAUGUCACCAAACUCACUCACUGUUGGAAAACAACACCGAAGGACACGCAUGGACGUGAGCUGGAAACUUCUUUAAUCUUUGGCAAAUGAAAGGCGUCUGUGACCAAAGACGGCACAAACAGCGGGGGAAAAGACUUCACUCUCUCAGACACUCGCCUUGUAUGGCUUUAUUUUUUCCUCCUGCACUCACAGUAUCGGGGUGCACCAUGUGGUUCUUUUAUAAAACAAAACAAAGGAGAUAUAAUAGUACCUGGGUGUUUUUGUUGUACAUAAAUGACACUGUAUAAAAUCUUUAAAAAAAAGAAUUGGUAGCUUCACAGAUUGUUUAUGCACUGAUUUGAGUUGAUGAAGCUUUGCAGAGCCAGUGCAUUUGUAUUGAGAGGUCGACACUUUUCGUGCAGCCUGGAGUGUGUCUUCUGACGUGCUCUUCCCAAAUAUAAAAAGGAACAAAAAAAAGCUGUAUGUGAAUAAAACGAAUGGAGAAAAAAAUGCUUGAUUUUCAACAGAGGACAUUUUCUUUAAAGACAACAGCUACUCUGCUCUGUCUGAGGGACAUUCUUCAGAGAAAUGAUAUUUUGCUGCAUGUUAUGUCACUUUAUUUUUAACGCUUUCCUUUCUUUCUCUUAAUUCAAAGCACUGUAAUACAACUUAGAGAGGGUGUGAUGGUACUUCUGUCUGUGUGAGCACUCAUAGUAACCCAAACAUCUUUCAUCUAUAACUGUUUUGUUUUUUUAUUUAUUUUCUUUUUCUUUUUUUUUACAAAUGAAAUGACACUCCACAUCCUAGUGGCGAGAUAGUACAGCAUCCUUCUUAUGCAACAGGAAAGUACUGACACUGUCCAAUGCAUCUUUCAGACUAGCACAUUGUUAGCUCUAGACCGCUAGCAACGCUGUGUGUGUGUGUGUGCGUUUGUCUGUGUGCGCGCGUGUGUGUUUAACAUUAGGAAAAAAAUCCAUGCAUACUAGAAGUGUAUGUUUAAACUUUUAGUUCUACUGUGGUUUUUAAAAGGGGACUUUUACGUUGAUGAUUUUUAUCCUGUUUAUUUGCUUCUAUUUACACGAGAACAGAGAAUCUCAUUUUUAGCCCCAUCGCUCAAAUCUAAAUCUUUAUAAUUACACACAAAUCACUGUCAGUUAUUAAAAAUGCGACUUUCUGUUCAUGUGUAAAUUGUUUUUCUGUUGUGUUUUUUUUUCUCAUAUGAAUCCACCCUAAGCAUCCAUUGUUGAUAAUAAAUCUGGUACCGACAUGUAUGACAAACCAACAUAGCCUACACUGGAUGAUCCAAGUAAUUAUUUAAGCAGAAAAAUAAAUUGUGUUUAAACUGAA
Neolamprologus brichardi is the source of this 9607-nucleotide messenger RNA. NCBI's taxonomy places the organism in Eukaryota, Metazoa, Chordata, Actinopteri, Cichliformes, Cichlidae. The record is from RefSeq and is a predicted model, not a curated record.